AUGAGGCCGCAGGAGACCGCGUCGUCUCCUGCAUUUCCUCACUUGGAUCCCAUUGUGCUGGAUGUCGAUAUGAACAGUCUGUACCACGAUGGCGACAUGGAAUUCUUGAACAACGGCGAUUACCAACAUGCCUCCAAUGGCUCCGGUAGAGAUUUGGAUGGAUUCUUUCCUCCCGCGGCGGAGUCCCGGAACGGGAACAGCGUCGAAUCGUCCGCAUCUCCAGCUGGGUUUAACGGCAAAAAACUGCCAACACAGGGCCCCGGGUCUUUGAAGAGACCUCAUACACUUGCUCUAGACUCGUCGUCGGAUUCCCCGGGAGACAAUUCAAGCCCCGGUUCAUCGUCAGACUCGCCCAGAGAUCACGGCCGGAAUUCGUCUGUUGGCUCGGCAAUUCACAGCGAAAGCGCCAUUAAUUUCGAUGCAGACGGAUGGCUGAACCCUCAAGCCUUUUCUGAUAGACAAGACAACCUGUUUGGCUUGGAUACCUCCAUGGAUGGCUUUAACCCGCAUUUCGCCGAUAUCGAGUCCAGUAAUCGAGUAAUGGACUCGGCAUUUGAUUUUGAAAGCGCCGCGAGCAGUCCUACUCCAUUUUCUACAGAGGGAAUAUUCUUCUCGGGAACCUCUAAAAAGAAGGCGCGCGCUUCAGCCGCUGCUACAAAUCACCAUAAUCAGUACAAAGCUCCGAGCAUGAGCCAAAAUUCCUCCGGUUCCCCUUUCUAUUCUGUUAGCUCAAGAGAGGCAUCGCCAAUGACGUCGAAACUCCCCCCUCAUGCGCGGUCGGGCUCCUCGCAAUGGAGCGGCCGUUCGCCGUCCUCCAAUUUAGACGAUAACUUUGGGAAUGUUUCUGUGAACACCGCAUCCCCCUUCAAUGGGACAUUGUCUCCGCCAAAUCUAAACUUUGUCCCCAAUGGAAUGCAAUUUGGAGCAACAGAUUAUUCUAUACCCAAUUCCGCUUCGCGAGGUCGAACACGUCCUAUCUUGCACGUCCACCCGACAUCGCUCAAGUCUCGAGUUGAAACCCAAAUUCCGAUUCGACUUACCCUGUUUCCGCUCCCUACCGGUGUACAAAAACUGCGCCUACCUACACACACUAUUUCCAAACCCAAAUUUCUUGCAAAACCCGAAAUCGGCCCAACGCCGGAGAUUCUCGAGCUAUAUACCAGUCUUGUAUGCACAAGUGCAAUGCAGGACAAGGCAAAGUUGGAAAGGGCUUUCGCAAGGGCUCGUGGCGAAGCAGUCAAAAGGGCCUCUAACGCUUCAUCGGCCAUGGAAGGAGACGAUGAGGACAAACCGUUAGAUGGUGGCGACGUGAAAAUAUGCCAGGGAUGCAUCCAGCGAGAACGGAAGCGGGCCUCAAGAAAGAAACAGAGAAAACCCGACGAGGAUGAACUUUUUCAAAAGGAUGAAGAUAAGAGAGUGAUUGUUUUCAACACCCACGAAAUCAAAGAUUGGGUUGAACCACCCAAAGACUCGUCCAUGUCCUUCACUCCGCCUGGCGCCAUGCAGGUUGAGUUGCCAAUGCGCAUAGCGUGCUAUUGUCGGCAUCAGAAUGAAAAGCUUGGCUUUCAGGUUAUUCUCACAAUCAAAGACCAUUUAGACAAUGUGGUCGCCCAAGCAAUCACCAAUUCUAUUAUGAUCACAGACGAUCAUAAGACGCACUCGGCAUCUUCGGCCGCUGUUACAGCCACAGCACCUAGCUCUGCACUUCCAGACGGUACUCAACUCCCCGGUGCUGGUGUUUUCGUUCCGGGAUCCAGUCAAGACGCAGCAAAAGCUUCAGCUGUUGCUCAACAAAACUUCCGGGCGGCUUCCACUACAGAUCUGCAGAACCUACAGCAAUUCGCAUCUCAAUACCAAAUAACGCCAGGUGCCUUUGCCAUUCCUCAACCUACUGGGUCAUCGUCGUCCUCCGCCACACCUCGCAACUUAUCCAGGCAGGCAUCACCAAUUGACCAGCCAGGACCUUCAAACAAGCGUCGAAAGCACAGCAGCUCUGGGAAGCUACCUACGGGCCUAACCAUGACAAAACUAGAGGGCUCUCAGUCAACAUCUUCCCCGAAUUCAUCUGCCGUCAACGGACAGUUUGCGUCUAGUUCUCGAGGAUUUGUCUCGCCGAGUGAGCGUCCUUUUGCUACACCAAUUGGCGUCUCUGGGCCCUUUGGAAAUGGACCACCUACUCCAAACGGCACGGACACCAAUCCCUACCUUAGCAAUUUGCAGCAAACUCAGAGUAUAGACGAACUGGCUCAAGCUAUAUCAGCCCCUGGUUCUGCUCACCCGAGUCGCCCGAAUUCGCCUGGUUUGAACUCACGUCACACCUUUGGUGAGCCAGCUCACGGCUUGUCUAUGGGUCCCAGUCCAGUCAACCAAGCCUGGCCACAUAUAACAAAUGCUGGAAAUCGUCUACCGACAAUCAUCCACAAGUUAGUUCCAGCUGAAGGCUCGACAACCGGUGGUACCGAGGUCACUCUUCUGGGCAGUGGAUUCUAUCCAGGAAUGGAAGUUGUCUUUGGAGACACUCUUGCCACAACAACGACCUUUUGGGGUGACAAGUGCUUGAACUGUCUCACGCCGCCGGCACUCCAACCUGGUCUCGUCCCUGUUGUCUUUAAACACGAGCAUCCAACUUUUGGCCAGGUUCCUCAGACUCAGCCAAUCCUUCCAAAACAACAGCACUUUUUCCGCUAUGUAGAUGAUCGAGAGCUUCAAAUGUACAGACUGGCUCUCCAAAUUCUGGGCCAGAAAUUACGAAGCCCCACCGAUGCAUUCCAAACUGCUCAACGCAUUAUGGGCGGUGACCAGGCUGCGUUGUGGAACUUGCAAAAUGACAUGCAAGGAGGCAGUAACGGGCAACGACAGGUCCCGAACUACAAUGCCCAAAACCAAACGAGUGACUUGGACUCUAAAAUGCUUACUUACCUGGAGUUUAUCGAUCUGGAUGAUAGCCCUCGUGCUCCAAGGUACAACUCACGGUCUGCCACAGGCCUAACGCUGCUACACUUUGCGUCCUCCUUGGGUUUGACAAGAUUUGUUGCUGGACUUCUUGCCAGAGGCGCAACCCCCGAUAUCCAAGAUAAAAACGGUCACACAGCGAUGCAUUUUGCAGCCUUGAGUGGACAUGCUCACAUCGUCCAUCGCCUCCGACUUGCUGGUGCUAAUGCCGGAACCAGAAGUGUCAGGGGCUUUACUCCUGCUGAUAUUGCCAUUACUCUUCCUGCUCACCAAGCUGCUCUGAUUCCUGCCAGUAAUUACCGGUCUCGCAGUGCCGGCUCGUCACCUUCUCUCCGCCGUCGCCAUAGUAGUUCCGUUUCUUUGAGCUCGCACUGGGAGACUUCUUCUGCAUCUGGCUCAUUCAACUAUGCUCAAGAGGAAUCAGAAGACGACCAGGAGACAGACUCUGAUGAAGAAGAUGUCGAGGGCUACUUUUCCUCCUCUCGCAGGUCGAGUAUGCACCAUGAUGCAACAUCUUCGCUUUAUUACACCCGAUCCAGAGAAGGAAGUGUGCAUGUUGACGGUGUGAGUGCUUCAGUAGAACACGACGUCAAGGCAGAAAGCGCCACUACACAGGCAGCUUUGGUGGCAUGGCGCAAUCAGCUAGCCACUCAAAUUAAUCAGUUCCAACAGAGCGUUGGAAGGGCUUUCCCCAACCUUCCUGCUCUUCCUCCGAUGCCUGCUUUGCCCGACUACCAAGCAUAUCCUAUGAUGCGUCGGAUUACCAAUUUGGUUCCUAACAGACCAGGCUCUUCGUGGUCGUCGAGGGAUGGAUGGUGGGACUUGCUAAGAGGAGGCAAUUCCACUCCUCCAGCGACCACUACUCAAGGACCGCCUGCUUAUGAAGAACUCUAUCCACACCAAGAAGCAGAUGAAGACCGAGACCAAGAGCUCAAGAAACACUCGGCGAUUCGCGCAGUAGCUGAAGCAGCUCUCGAUGAUCACUUCGAGGCAAAACAGUCCUCUUCAUCUUCGACCUCGACCAUGUCCAAGGACGAGAUCACCGAUAUUAGGAUAGGCCGCAAGACUAUCAUCUCCCGCGAACAGCAAGAAAAACUACGACAACAACAAGCCCUCAAGAUGAAAGGGCUUAGGAAAGAUAAGAAUCUGUACUUUUUCUGGGAGAAGCGGCAUGGUGUCUUUUAUUUUCCGGGCCUCGUUGGGAUCAUGAUGGACCCGUCAAUUGCAACCGGUUUAAACAAGGUCACUGUUGAAUGCACGGAUCCGUCCGGUCUGUUUCCAGGCGUUCAAUCGAUUCUUUCAAAGAGACUUCCGUUAAAGAACCUACACUGGAAAUCGCCAACACGGCCAGCGCGCUCCAUCGAGUCCCUAAAUGUCGACCUAGCCGUAUCCCAAGCCGCCGAAGAGAAACGAGUAUCCAAUGACACAGCAGCAGCAGCAGGAGCAGGAGCAGGAGCAGCAGCGACGACAACAACAACAACAACAUCGAGUCCCGCAGCGCCUCUUCGACGCCAUCAGAUCCCCGGAUUGCGCCAAACUCCGUAUUUAAGAAUAUACCUGCUGCGCUGUGACGAUAACGAAACGUACAAGACAUCAGCCAGAAAACUGCUGCGCGAAUGGAUCAAAGCACACUCGGCGUCGCAGCAGACGAGCGGCGCAGGACAAGGGAAUCACGAUGCGUGCGAGUGGCUGAUCUUGCAUGUCUUGCAAGACGGCGAUGCUCCUGAAAAAGCGGCUUCCAAAUGGCCUGGUCGCGGCUCGACUUCGAUUCUGGAAAAGGUCAAGGCUGAUUUCAAUGGGUCGUCCAAGGGCGCUGUGGACCGGGUAGCUCAGAUUCGACUACCCCCCAAGGAAGGGCAACAAACACAAACACAGGCACAACAGAGUCAAGAUCAGUCGGAUUUGAUAGAUCAGCUCAAUGAUUUGGUGGACAAGAUUAAACACGCCAUUCUGACUUCGUUUGAUCUGCGGGUCGCUCAGUACGAGGAAGAUAUCAAGGAAAAGGACUCUCAGAGAAGCUUGCCUGGGUGGAAUUUCUGUACCUUUUUCAUUCUCAAGGAAGGCCUGGCAAGAGGGUUUGAAAACGUUGGGUUGUUAGAGGAUGCACUCGUUGGAUAUGACGAACUCGCAGCCGGGUUGGAAAGUGCCGUGACAAGUUACCUAUCCGGCACUGGUGAUCAGCACGGCGGCGGUUUUCUCGACUUUAGCACUGAUAGAAAAGAAAAGGCAGUUGCAGCGAUUGAUGCCAUUGAAAAACAGAAAUUGGCAGACACGACAGAAAAUGAUGAGAGUGACAAAGGAAGCAACAUCGCCAAAAAACCUACACUUGACCUAGAUGAGGAGCAUUUCCCCCUAGACUCAGCCAAAAAGCCAUACAGGGAAAUGAUUUUGGCAAACAACAUAUCCAUCUUCGAUUUCCGCACCUAUGUCUUUUCUCGACAAUUGAAUAUACUACUCAAAGCCGCCAGAGCGCCGUGCUUACAGAACAAGCGGAAUUCAAACCAAGGUAGAGCGUCGAGCAGCAACAAAGGAGAAGACCUCAUUCUUCUAGCCGAAAUCUGCGAGCGAGCAAUGGAAUUCAUCAGCACGGCUGCUCGGACUCUUCGAUAUGACAUUGAAUGCGCCCUUUCAGACGUUACUGAGGCGGCGGCCGAUGUGGUGAAGAAAACAGCUGUGAUAAAUAACCUAGUCUCGUCAUGGACAUAUGCAGCAGUUUGCCAGGUCUUGUUCCAAACAACGUCGCCAUCGCUGGUAUUGCCUGAGUCACCACUACAACAAGCGAAAGGCUCCAAGGAACCAUCUGCAGUGGCCGAUACCAGGACCAAUGUUCCCAAGCGGUCAAGUUCUCUGAUUACGUCUCACGGAGAAUCGGACGGCACUCACAAACCACCGAUUGCCAAGGCUGGAAGUUCCGACCUGUCGUCCGGAAGAGGCGAGCUCUGUCAAUUAGCCAGGGGGGUUCUGGAAGAGAUUGGUGAACGUCGUGGCUGGGUCCAAAAGUGGAGCGACUUUGAUGUACUGUUCGACAAGCCUACUUCUGUUCUAGAAGAGGGCAUGGAGGAGGUUUCUCUCGAUGAUGAAACCCCGUCAAGUCAAGAACCCCAAAGCGAACCGCAAGAUCUGCCCCCAGCUUUGAGAAUGGCGGGUGUUGAUUUGCCCGUACUGAGCGACGUGCUUCGAGCGAAAGAACAGUUCUACCUUUUGAUCGAGGAAUGUACGGACCAGAUGUUCCGCCAUUACGAUGCUGCCAGCCGGACGAGGUCUGCAGAAACCGCAUUAGCAGAGAUCGCUGUGCUAAAGUUUCGUCAAGAAGAUUUCGAAACAGCGGCAGUCUUUUUCCGCAAAAUUGCGCCCUUUUAUGAAAACUGCCAAUGGCCAACGUUGGAGGGUACAAUCCUGGAGCUAUAUACUCGGUGUUUGAAAAGGCUGGGGCAAACCGAUGACUUUGUGCGUAUAUUGUUGAGGCUGUUGUCUCAAUACGCGUCUUAUAUACAGUCUGGUCUGUCCACCCGGCAGAAAUCCUCACUUGCUUCGUCGGACCUGGUCGUCCAGAGUAAUGCGCAUGGGUAUCUUGAAGAACUCUUCGAUGCCUCGGCGAAACUAACAAAGGAGCUGAACAUGCCCCUUUCAAGCUUUUUUGGUGACAUUGACGUGGAUCCUGAGAUCAAGCACUAUAGCGACCGGGACGGCUUUCAGAUGCAACUUAAAUUACGAUUCUUGCUGGGCGAUGUUAUCAAUAUCGAGUCGGUUAAAGUGAGGCUUGUCAAUGCAAGCGGCUUGCUUUCUCACGAAGUCUGGCUGGAACGUACAGAAGAAGUGGUGAUCAAGUCAUCGGCCUCGAAAUUGCUGGUUGGCUCAGCGUCUACUUUGCAAGGAAAGUACAUUGUUGACCGCAUCGAAAUGCGAGCCAAGAAUCUUGCGUUUACGUAUGGGGGAGGCAGUCAUUCCUCCGCUCUUCCGCCAGGCUUCAGAGAACCUGAAGAGUCUGAAGAAGCAACAAAACCAUAUAUAUGGUGUUACCCCGCUGCGAGCGGGCUCGACGCCAGGCUCGCAACGCCACAUUACAUCAACCUAGAGGAAUUAAGGACAGUCGAGGUUGAGAUAGACAGCGGGCGUAAUGAGAUUUCUAGUGGAGUGGUGCGCGUACGACCUGCUACAGCAGGCCUUCGGUUGCGGAUUGCAGAGGCUUCUGUAGUGGAUGGAGACAUCAGCAUGACACCGAAUCCAGAAUCCGGCAGUUUGGAGUUUACAAAUUUUUCCUCCGAGUCGUCGAUUCGGUUGCGCAUACCUUAUAGUGUCGACGAAGAGCAUACGAUGCUAUCUACGAGGUUGGAGGUUGUGUACGAAACAGAUGGCGGGCGAUUCACCUACGUUUCUACAAGCUCGAUCAUUUCGACGCUGCCUAUCAGUGUCAACGUGCAAGAUGUCUUCAAGGACGAUGUCUUGUUCUCACGGUUUACUGUGAGUCCAGCAAUGUUGAUCCCGCUGCGGGUUCUUGGGUGCAAUAUUCCAGAGUCUACGUCAUACCAAGUCGACGGCGGCGUACAAGGUCCGGUGGCCUUUGACGUGUUUCCUAAACAGCCGGCUUCUGUACUCUACAAAAUCCGGUUACGAGGGAGCGGGGCGCGUCUGUCGGAUGAUCCCAAGCGGUCAUUGCGGCUUACAGUGCAAUUUACUUGUCUGGACGAAGAGUGUCUGCUGCUGAUCAAGCAGAAGUUUGUGGCGGCGAUCACCGACAGCAAAUUCACGGCAUUGGUGCGUCUGUUGACGCCUCAUAUCGUCGAGGCUUUUCGAACACAAUUGUCGACGUCAGAUAUGGAGACUAUUGGUCUGGUAAGAGAGGUGGAAGCUCUGUCGUAUAAUCAGGUGCACUGGGAAGCGGUCUUGAGCGGUCUACGGGAGCCAUUCAGAAAGGAAGUCCGAGACUGGCUUGUGGAGUGGCAUCAGUCAAACACAAUAUUCACCUUGGGAGACCCUGACCCAGCCUUGCUGGCUCGACAAAUCGUCAUUCCCGUAGAGGUACCCGAGAUUCAGGUCGUCCACACGGCUGAACUGCGACUGUGUACAGAGAAUCUUGCCGGGCACGGGGAGAGACAACAGCUGCAUGCUGCUGCAUACGCCGCUGUUGGACACAUGAUUCCGGCAGAGCUUGUUCUACGACACACGCGACGAUGGUGCAGUAAGAGGACAGAAAUCGAAGAGGCCAACGGCAGCAGCGGCGGCCAGCAAUUGGAAUUCGCAUAUGAAAUGCACGUCAAUCCAGAUCUAUGGCUGAUCGGUGGACGGCGACGAGGCCACUUUACAGCGCAGGAGGGAGAAGACACCAAGUUUGCGUUGAUGCUGCUUCCGCAGAAAGCGGGUAAUUUGCUGCUACCGUCGAUUGAGAUCAAGGCAUAUCUGUCAGACGGGGCGACGACGACGACGACGACGACGACGACAUCAGCAUCAUUGACCGUUGGUAAUACUAAUAAUGCUGCUAAUAACAACAGCAACAAUGGACAGACCAACAGUCCUGCGUCGCCUUCGCCUUCGCCCUGGUCCGCACAGCCACAGCGACGCCCAGUACCUAGCGAAGUCGACUACAAGAACCACGGCGAAACGCUGCUGGUGUUGCCAGACCUGAAAAAGACGACAGUGAGUCUAGAGUCUGGCAGCCCGGGACUGAUUGAGUCGGAGGCGCGACUGGCUGUUUGA
Talaromyces rugulosus is the source of this 8646-nucleotide messenger RNA. RefSeq lists its product as uncharacterized. Bases 1 to 8646 code for a protein of 2881 amino acids. The transcript has 7 exons. Gene Ontology annotation, biological process: early endosome to Golgi transport; intra-Golgi vesicle-mediated transport. The record is from RefSeq and is a predicted model, not a curated record. Gene Ontology annotation, cellular component: TRAPPII protein complex. Gene Ontology annotation, molecular function: protein binding. NCBI's taxonomy places the organism in Eukaryota, Fungi, Ascomycota, Eurotiomycetes, Eurotiales, Trichocomaceae.